AAGCAGCAAAAAGCACCAACAGGCACAGAUCUCAAACUGCAAGCUCCAGCAGUGAAAGCAUCUUGUCAGCUCUGAAACAUUCCAGGGGACUGUAGCUGUUGGCAAGCUUAAUCGGAGGAGAAAAGACCGUGCAGAAAAUUAAUAAGAGGCAAGCUGACUGACAGUCACCAACAAGCUAUUACAAGGGGAGCAAAACACAUCUACAAAACGAGCAACAAAAUGAACUGCAAAAUCCAAGCAACCACUCUCUUGGCUCUAGCAUUUGUCUGUGCAUACUUCCCCGCAGAGGGCACCACCAAUCCACCCAGGUGUCUCUGCUUUGAAACUGUUAAAAUAGUGCCUCUCAGAUAUGUGGAGGACUUCUUAAUCAUUCCAAAAGAAGGACACUGCCCAAGUAUUCAAAUCAUACUUACAGUAAAUAAGGGAAACUCAGAAAUGGAAGUGUGCCUUAACCCCAAUUCAAAACAAGGCAAAAUGUUGGUUGCAUGUUGGGAAAGAAUUGGCCAUGAUCUCGUGAGGAAAAUAGAAUGCAUUCAGCCACGAAGAAUGAGAGAGGCACGCAACUAGAAAACAAAUCUGACCCAAAAGGAGAAGUAUUGGACUUAUGAUGUCAUCAGAGAAGAUGUUAAGGAAAAAAAGGAAAUUAACCUUCUUGAGUCCUGUGAUGUCCCUUGGAAUUUACAUCACAGGGUCGGCCAAUUCAAAAAGCACUCGAAUAUAUUAUUUUUUUCAAUCGCUAUUUCAGAAUCAAGAGCCAUGAAUUGUUCUCUCUUUUUCUUAUUUACUUUGAUUAAAUCUAUUGUCGAUUACUGGUGUUCAGGAUGUGUUGUAUGAAACUAGUGCAGUGAAGCAGUUAUUUAUAUAUUGUCAUUUAAUUCUAUAAGGUUACACUGAUGUUAAAAAUAUUAUUAGCAUUUUCAUGUCAAAUUUGUUCAAUAUGUAAAAUCAGAUAUAUAGCAUGUGGUGGCACAAUGUAACACAAGGCUUGCCCAAAGCCUUUAUAAAUAAUGAAUUCAGCCAGACUGAAAGAAGACCUUUGUGCUGCAGUUUGCAUUACUGAACUGAUUAAUCAUUGAUCACAUCAAGCAGGUCAGUGUUUAGUGUUUACACGAAUAAACUAUAGUGUAUCUGGAAAGAAAUGCACUUUAAAAAUAUUCAUUUAUUUUAUUUAUAUAUUGUUUAAUAUCGCGUAGGAUAUAUAUAAAGCAACAUUUCCAAAUGAUUUGUAGAACAGAAUAUGUAUUUUUCCAACUUGAGGAUAUUGCCAAGUAUAAAUUGACAUGUUUUGAACUAACAUAUUUCGUAUAUGUCAAUCCUGUGUUUUUCCUAGUGUUUUUUUAUUAAAUUAUUAAAUAAAAUUUAAUGAAAAAAGGAAAAAAAAA
This is a messenger RNA of Carcharodon carcharias (great white shark), 1382 nucleotides long. RefSeq names its product platelet factor 4-like. The coding region runs from base 220 to 567 and encodes 115 amino acids. The transcript has 5 exons. Gene Ontology annotation, cellular component: extracellular region. Gene Ontology annotation, biological process: chemokine-mediated signaling pathway; inflammatory response; antimicrobial humoral immune response mediated by antimicrobial peptide. NCBI's taxonomy places the organism in Eukaryota, Metazoa, Chordata, Chondrichthyes, Lamniformes, Lamnidae. The record is from RefSeq and is a predicted model, not a curated record. Gene Ontology annotation, molecular function: chemokine activity; CXCR chemokine receptor binding.